GUUGACGAUUCGUCGAUCGAUUCAUGAGAAUCGUCAAAGGGAUGUGAGGGUGUAAGGGACGGAGAAUACUGGCGUGACGGCGACAGGCAGUCUUACACCUAGAAGCACUCAUUUACUUGACCUGACAGUGACUGAUUUGACGACGACUGACCUUGACGGUGUCACUGACAAUGACUGUUGUAUCUUCCGCGGGAAAGAGCUGUUGUACGACAUAUGCGCCCCAACUCGGCGUAGCACGCCUUACAUCCCGUGCAGAGCUAUUUAUCUGGUGGUUGUGCUUAUGCAACAGCGGCACUGGCAUGUGCAGGCUGUAAGCUUUUUGUAAUUCUGAAGACCCAGUUUCUGACACGUUGGCCCCUUUUCGAUACCUGCACUCAGUUCUUUAGCACAGCGGAAAGGAGUUUUACGAUUCCAUUUAUCCUAGCGCCUCAGCGCCUCUCAAGCCUUUCAGCAGGAGAAACUCGGUCGUCAUCCAUGGCCAGAGAAGCGUUGAACAGGACCGUUUUCCUUAUGGAUGGCAGCAGCGGGUCGUGUUUUCCAGGACGAGCUUUGCUCCUUUGCUCCCUGCUGCCAUUACUCGCCAAUCUAUGCGCUGCUUCAAACGCAACCCAAACACAAACAAUGCCUAGCAGUGUUUCUCCUGCAGGAGCUCUUUCCCUCCAACCUAACAGCUCUGUUGUGCCCUUACCCUCCCCAACCAUCCCCUCCCCUACCGUCUCCUCCCUGACUCCUCCUCCUCCCUCUCCCCGCCCUCCCUCACCUGCUUCCAUUCAAAGCCAAAUUGUGAGCACGCUCGUCCAAGCUGCCACGUCAGCAUCAGAUGCAGUGGUCCCAAUGCCGAUCCAGCUGGGCAGCGGCACCCCCAGCAGCAGUGGAGGCUCUUCUGGGGGAGGCUUAUCCCUGUCCUCCUUUUUUGACCCGGAUUUCCAAUCUGAGCUGUUCUUUGCAACGAUGACCCAACUGCUGGGGCUGCUGCGAGGCACUGGAGGAGGGAAUACAGAAGCAGCUACUCAGGGAAAUUGGACCGGAGGAGCGAAUGCACAGGCUGCCGGUAAUACUGGUAGUACCAGUACCACCAGUGGGAAUACGACGAGAGGGCCGAGUCAAGCUAGCCAAGCAAGCCAGAGUAACCAGUCCAGCAGCAACCGGAGGCAGCGCGCCAGUGGUUUCAGUGGCAAUGGAGUCUAACCUAACACGUACUGUUACCCUUGACACGGCAGGGUAGCUACAGGGGCAAGUGCGUAGUAAGUAAUGAUAACAUUGUGACAUUGGUAAUCAAGAUGCAUGUUCUGAAAUUGUAACAUUGUUAUGGUGAUCUCAGUGGCUGGAUGAUGCAGU
Molecule: messenger RNA, 1338 nt
Organism: Closterium sp. NIES-67
Lineage: Eukaryota; Viridiplantae; Streptophyta; Zygnematophyceae; Desmidiales; Closteriaceae
Source: the annotation of a GenBank genome assembly